AUGUUGUCCUUUGUGAUUCUAGCACUGUUGGGUGCAGCAGCUGCCCUCCCACUAGAAGAUGAUAAAAUUGUUGGUGGCUAUGAAUGUCAAAAGAACUCUGUGGCCUACAUAGCAUCACUGAACAUUGGCUACCAUUUCUGUGGUGGGUCUCUCAUCAACAGCCAGUGGGUUGUGUCUGCUGCUCACUGUUACCAGUCGCGUAUUCAGGUCAGACUGGGUGAGCAUAACAUUGACGUUUCAGAAGGAACUGAGCAGUUCAUAAACUCAGAGAGAGUUAUCAGACACCCCAACUACAACUCCUGGACCAUCGACAAUGACAUCAUGCUGAUCAAACUUGCCACCCCUGCAAACCUCAAUGCUUAUGUACAGGCUGUUGCCCUCCCAAGUGGAUGUGCUGCUGAUGGGACAUACUGUCUCAUUUCUGGAUGGGGGAACUUGUCGAGCAGUGGAAGUAACUAUCCUUCCAGACUCCAAUGUCUUGAUGCUCCCAUCUUGAGUGAUGCCAGCUGCAGAAGUGCAUAUCCUGGUCAAAUAACUGCUAACAUGAUCUGUCUUGGCUUCCUUGAAGGUGGAAAGGAUUCCUGCCAAGGUGAUUCUGGUGGUCCAGUUGUUUGCAAUGGACAGUUACAAGGUAUUGUCUCCUGGGGAUAUGGAUGUGCUCAGAAGAACAAUCCAGGAGUUUACACCAAAGUCUGCAACUACAAUUCUUGGAUUCAGAGCACCAUCAGUUCCAACUAAACUUAUGUCAGUUAACAAAGACUAGCAUGAAGGAAUUAAUAUUAUUUAGGCA
Molecule: messenger RNA, 790 nt
Organism: Protopterus annectens (West African lungfish)
Lineage: Eukaryota; Metazoa; Chordata; Ceratodontiformes; Protopteridae
Product: trypsin-like
Exons: 5
Coding region: 1-738 (245 amino acids)
Biological process (GO): proteolysis
Molecular function (GO): serine-type endopeptidase activity
Source: RefSeq, a predicted model, not a curated record